This is a messenger RNA of Letharia lupina, 2547 nucleotides long. RefSeq lists its product as uncharacterized. The transcript has 9 exons. Lineage: Eukaryota; Fungi; Ascomycota; Lecanoromycetes; Lecanorales; Parmeliaceae. The record is from RefSeq and is a predicted model, not a curated record. The coding region runs from base 1 to 2547 and encodes 848 amino acids.
AUGGCAUGCACUCAUGACCGUAAUGCCCCCUCUGCUAGCCCAAAUUCAUCCGAAGAGGUCGAGUCACACCACGGUACCCCAGCAACGAAGCUUUCUCCUUUCUCCCCAGAUCAGGUCCUUGAGGAUCUCAAGCACGUUAACCAGGGUAUCGUGAGAGCGAGGGUACCACCACCCUUUGUUCUUGCUCGUGAACAGUCUAAUUUCGGCCCGAAUGGCAAAGCUGGCAACUCCACGUUGCCUGGAUCGCAAGAUCCCUUCCUCUCGGUUCCAAGUUUGAGCUCAAACACUCAAAGCUCUGGCGAUGGGUCCAAGCUAUCGCCCAAUGCUUCCACGUUCACUCCUACGAGCUUGAUCGAGAGUGUCUCUAGCAAUGGCACCUCAAGCUCUAGCACAUUCCAGUAUCCCCUCUCGGCUCCAAUUUGCGGUAUCGGUAUACAAGGUCUGGAUUUCCUUUCGCCCAUGUCUCGCUCAAACAACCUCCAAUACGGUCCGAUUGGCAAGAAGAGUUUCUUAUCUGGUUCAAAUAACACUACCAUUUCCCCCACAACUCAGCCGGCAGGCUCUGCUUUCGGCACUCUGGUCACCAAUGUGGGAUCCAUCAAGCUGGGGCAAUUCUCUACCGAUGUCCCAAGAUCGAGGUCGUUGAUGGCGGGCCCAGUGAGUAAGGCUACUUCCGCGAAGGAGAUCGAAAAGCUUUUGGGUCACAAUGUCACCUCACCCCCGAAUGAUGUCGUGUUUGCUGAGUUGGCUGUCACUGGCCUAUUCUACGUCAAAUUUGCGGAUAUUCGUGACAGUGACAAAGCGUUUUCAACCAUCAAAACAUACCGCCGUGAAUGGGACGUUCAGUACAUCUUACCAAAGCAUUUUGCCCUGAAAUUUCAUCCAGAGAAGUUCCGGCUCUCUCCUGUUUCAGAGUACGAGGGACAAGUCCUGGUGAAGGCCGAGUACGCAGGACUGCCUCAAAACUUUGAUGUCGUGGCGAUUGGACAUCGCAUCAAAGAGGCGCUUGAAAAGUAUGGCUCUAUAAUAGCCUUCGAACUAGGCAUAGUAAAGGCCUCGGUAGCGGCUUAUCGAGCAGAGUACUCUAACGUCAACACAAUCGACAACGCUUUGUUGCGUAUGAAUGGUUCGAAUUUCGCCAUGUGUACCUUGAGCAUAGCUCCCUACCAGCCUGACCUGGAAGAUCUAACACAAAGCCUGUCAAAGUCACCUGGUCCUCUUAUUAUAGGACAGGAGACGAGCUUGGAAAGUGAUUUUGCUAGCAUGAGCCCGUUUGAUCGCCUGGACGCCUAUGGUCCAGAGACCUCAAGCUCUUCAUCGAAUUCUCAGCAUCCUCACUCGGCCCCCGCUAGUCGGCCUCUUGCAUAUCGCAAAGACUUCAAUGAGCAGCAUACACCAUCGUCUCACCACAGUCACGGCCAAGGCUACGUGGGCGGAACCUCUAAUCAGAGUCCUAUUUGGAGUCCAAAUCCAAACUACAGCCCUUUCUUGAACUCAGGGUUUCAAUCGCCGAUCUGGUCCCCGUUCAACCCCGGUGCUAUUGGACAAGAGCGUGGAACACCCACACUUCUACGAGUACAUCAGCGUCAAGGAUACUAUCCCCCACAAAAUAGGGGCCAAAGCAAGAUUGGUGGGCGUCAAUCCCACGACUAUGGGUCAGGGCACCAUAACAUCGUAGAUAUUGAUCGUAUUCGCCGGGGAAUCGAUGCUCUGCUCAAGGACAUCGUGGAUGAAAGCAGCUUCGGCAAGUACGACUUCAUGUAUCUACGGAUUGAUUUUGCAAACAACUGCAAUGUUGGCUAUGCUUUCAUCAAUUUUGAGGACAUCUACCACACUGGCACUGGUCCCAAGGCUGGCACCGAAGACAAAUUUCCAGGCCCAGACAAUCCAUCAAAGAUGCGUCGGAGUGUUGAAAAUGCAGAGCAUGUUGGUAGCGACUCAUACCUUCCAUCUGCUACAUCAUCGAAACAAGAACCAGCAUCGGCACUCCAAGUGGUGGAAAUGGUUUUCCAUGCUGAAGCACUGCUUGAGCAAGUUGAUACACGAAAUUCAAGCGAGAGACAUUUUGCGUGCUCAAGCCCGCGUGAAACACAUGUAUCAAGUCUUGCUGCCGAGGUGCUACGCCUUUCUAGAAUUCGGAGACUUGUGGCCCCUUAUACUGACCAAGCCGAAGACCGAAUGGAUCCUGCAAUGGAGCUUGUGGACAGCAAAGACAAUUUUCCUUUGAAUCUGUCUGAGGAUUUUGGUGAAGCUGUGCGGAGAACUACUUCGAGCCACGCGACUGAUGUGGGGGUAUAUCCCGCCCUUGCGUUCGACAUUCUCACCGGACCAGAACGCGGUAGGGGUGCGGAAAAGCGCCUUCGUGAAAGGGAAGGAGCUGGCCCAGGAGUUACAAAAACAGCAAACGGUGAGAUUGAAUCACCGCAACCAGAACCUGGCAACGCCAUUGCUGGCUUCAAGCCGUGUGCAUCGUCAGCGCCUACUAAGAGGCAGAGGCAGAGGAAGCCAGUCAAUGCUAUUGAUGACCUUUUCCAAGGUUUGAACUGA